ACCGACCUCCACUUCCCCGGGGAACAUCGCUGGCAUCAUCUGACUCUCACGUCACAUUACCCAAGGUUGGGCUCCACUGGAACUGCUGUUGCUGCUUUGUUCGUUCGCUUGAGCGAAGAUAUGAGAUUCGCACAUAUCCCCCGCAGUUGAUCAGAACAUGGACGUCAGCCAUCCAAAGCUCCAUCUCUACUCGCUCCCGAAUGAAGUUCUCGUUCAGAUUCUCUCCUCCUUCUCGACGCGCUCUCUCAUUCCUUGGGCCACGGUUUCCCACCGCUUCCACGCCCUGAUCCUGCGGAUUCUGCAUUACCGCCUGCUCGUCGGCGCCCCAUUGCAAGAGUACAAGCUCAUCCUAGAAUGUUUUCACCCGAGCUCUAAAUUAAUUGAACCUCACGUUUUCUGUACAUAUCUUGGCACAGACGACUUGAGUAGCUACCAAGGGAAUGGUUCUCUUUAUGAUAAUACCAAUACCGCGCAGCAACUUGGGAGACUGAGCUCGGUAUAUUCUCGAUUUCGCCCUGAAGUGACAGUAGAAGAGAGGUCUAGUGGAACCAGGCUCGUUCCUGUAACAGACGAUGGGCAAGGUUCCGAAGGGGAUAACUUGGUCGUCACGCGCCCUAUCAAUCUAGAGAGCUUUGAGGAUUUCUCUCAGCUAUGCGUGCUUGUGAAUAUAGUGAAAGUGAUGCCAGGAACAAAUCUACUCUUGAGCGCACAUACAGUCGAGGACGGAGUGAUCAGAGUGUUUCGGGAUUGGCUGCGGGAUGAAGAAAAGCGUUUCCGAGAAUAUAUAUCCGAAGGUGCGGGGCACUCGCAAAUGCUGUGGGUUGACCAAAGCAAGAGUGUCGGGAUCAAAGUACGAGUCAGGGGGAAGAGCUUUUUGAACCAGCAACUUCCACUUCUCGUCCAUCGCGACGACGAACAAUUCACGAGCUAUGAAUUGGAUAUUGAAGAACUGCAUAUACGCUCCGUUCGGUUACUAUUGACUUUGGAGAAAUCCCAGGAGGAACAACGGAAUUACUACAAAGCUGUAGUUCUCACCCCGAACCUUGGAUAGCCCAUAGGAGAUAUCAGUGAUACACUCAUAUAUAUGAACUGGAUGUGUCUACCUUUUUUGUCGAUAGCGUUUUUUCAAGAUAAGCAUUCAUAGGAACAGCAAGGACAUUUGUCUACCAGCUUUUCAAU
Messenger RNA from Aspergillus ibericus CBS 121593, 1179 nucleotides. Its product is annotated as F-box protein. NCBI's taxonomy places the organism in Eukaryota, Fungi, Ascomycota, Eurotiomycetes, Eurotiales, Aspergillaceae. Gene Ontology annotation, molecular function: protein binding. The transcript is spliced from 4 exons. The record is from RefSeq and is a predicted model, not a curated record. Bases 158 to 1051 code for a protein of 297 amino acids.